AUGACCUCUGAGACCACCGACUCUAAGAAAGUUAUCAUUGUGAUCGGUGCAGGUGUGAUUGGUCUGACGACUGCCCUGCGGAUACAGGAAACCGGGAAAUACCAUGUUACCAUUAUCGCGGAGACAUUACCAAGCGAUCCGUUGACUAUCAGAUACACGAGCCAAUGGGCGGGAGCCAUACAUUCCGGUAGCUCCCACGCCUAUGUCGACGAAGCACAUCCGAAACAGUCAGAAAUUGACAGUGAAACGUUCAAGAUCAUGUGGGACCUGUCUGCUCCAGGCAGCGAAGCUGAAAGGUGCUUCAAGCGACUUACAAAGAAGUCAUACUACGGCGAAUCAAAGGCAAAGCCGUACUUGUUGGAAUCUAUGCCAGAUUUUCGGUACAUGGAUGCUGGAGAGCUUGUCGAAGGGUCUGUUGAGGGUGUGUCCUUCAGCACCUUCACGAUUGACGUGCCGAUAUAUCUCAAUUAUUUACUAUCUCGAUUUCUUGCACACGGAGGUGCUAUAGUCCGCGGGCAAGUCCAGCAUGUGUCCCAGGUCAUGGAAGAUGGUAUAGGUCCAUUCACCGGUGCGAAGAACUCAUGUAAGCCAGCCGCGGUUGUCGCAUGCGUUGGCCUCGGAGCAAGGUUCCUGGGCGGAAUAGAGGACAAGAAUGUGACCGCGAUUCGGGGGCAGACCAUCUUAUUGAGGGCGCCGUGGGUAGACGAAUGCAUUCAUACCUACGAUGGCCCGUUGAGUUAUGUCAUCCCCAGACGCAGCGGAGAUGUCGUUAUUGGAGGGACUUACGUAAAGGACGAUUGGUAUCCCCUUGCGCGUCUGGAAACCAGGAAGGAGAUUUUAGCACGGAUUCUCAAGUUAUAUCCGAAAAUCGCACCACCGGAAAUACGGGCAAUCAGGGAACCAGCUGUGGAGGACAUCGAGCCCAUCAUCAUCGAAGAUCGGUGCGGUUUGAGACCGGGAAGAAAGCAAGGCAUUCGCAUUGAUGUUGACACCAGCGGCGCGGUUCCUUUAGUGCUGAAUUACGGGCAUGGUGGAUAUGGGUACAUCUCGUCCUGGGGAUCAGCAAGUGUGGCAUUAGAAUUAUUGGAUGGCGCGUUGGACAAGAAGACAUAG
This is a messenger RNA of Guyanagaster necrorhizus, 1113 nucleotides long. RefSeq names its product D-aspartate oxidase. Gene Ontology annotation, biological process: D-amino acid catabolic process. The record is from RefSeq and is a predicted model, not a curated record. Gene Ontology annotation, molecular function: FAD binding; D-amino-acid oxidase activity. Gene Ontology annotation, cellular component: cytoplasm. The transcript has 6 exons. Bases 1 to 1113 code for a protein of 370 amino acids. Lineage: Eukaryota; Fungi; Basidiomycota; Agaricomycetes; Agaricales; Physalacriaceae.